Molecule: messenger RNA, 966 nt
Organism: Epithele typhae
Lineage: Eukaryota; Fungi; Basidiomycota; Agaricomycetes; Polyporales; Epitheliaceae
Product: putative 2-Nitropropane dioxygenase
Exons: 11
Coding region: 1-966 (321 amino acids)
Molecular function (GO): nitronate monooxygenase activity
Source: RefSeq, a predicted model, not a curated record
AUGCCUCUUCAUACCAAGCUCACGCAGUUGCUGGGAUCGCGUUCCGUGGUACAGGGCGGUAUGCAAUGGGUUGGCCUACCUCAACUGGCAGCAGCAGUUUCGAAUGCGGAGGACUGGGUGACCAUCCCCGCUGCGCUCCGAGAUGCCAUCCGGGAUACGCGCAAAAUGACAAGCAAGCCCUUCGGUGUGAACAUCACCCUUCUUCCCAGCAUCAACCCACCCGACUAUGAGGGCUAUGCUCGCGUUGCUGUCGAGGAGGGUGUCCGGAUAUUCGAGACCGCGGGAAACAACCCGGGUCCUCUUAUCAAGUUCUUCAAAUCUCAGGGAUGUAUUGUGAUCCACAAAUGUACAACAAUCAGGCAUGCGAAGUCAGCAGAACGUAUGGGCGUGGACUGCCUCAGCAUCGAUGGCUUUGAAUGUGCUGGACAUCCGGGUGAAGACGACAUCGGCGGCCUCGUGCUUCUCGCGCGCGCGGCACAGGAGCUGAAGAUACCCUACAUUGCCUCGGGCGGUGUCGCGGACGGCCGGGGACUGGCUGCGGCUCUGGCGCUUGGAGCAUGUGGUGUGAACAUGGGAACGCGCUUCAUGUGCACGGUCGAGAGUCCAAUUCACCAGAACAUCAAGGACAAGAUUGUGGCCUCCUCCGACAGGACACGGUACACAUCUUCCGCACGCUCCGCAACACCGCACGCGUCUUCAAGAAUGCGGUUUCGACCGAGGUCGUGCGAUCGAGCGCCGCCCCGGCGGUGCCAAGUUCGAGGACAUCCGCGACCUCGUUCUGGCCAACGGGGCCGCCGGGUGUACGACACCGGCGACGCCGACGCCGGCAUCUGGAGCGCGGGCGUCGUCGUCGGGCUCAUCAAGGACUGCCCGCCGUGCGCGGAGCUCCUUCAACGCAUCGAGCGGGACGCCGAGGCCGCUAUCGAACAAAUGGUGGCUCUCCGGGCUCCGAAGGCGAAGCUCUAA